CAAUUAAAACUCUUGAAUUAUUACUAUCAGAUUAGUUUUUUGAGAUUUUAAGUUCAUUUUGUUGAUGAUUCACAAAGAAAUAAAUUAAUAAUAAACAUAUAUAUAUUAAGAUUACGUGUAGUCUAGUAACAGUAUAUAAUUAUCCCUUUUGUUGAAAGAUCAGUAAGAUUAUUAGUCGGAUAAAUAUUAAGAGAGAAGAGAAGAGAGACGAUGAGUUGCAGCAGUGAAUUACACAGAGUGUUCGUGUAUGGAAGCCUUCUAGAAGAGGACAUCGUUAGAGUCCUUUUGAAACGCGUCCCAAGAUCCUCCCCUGCCGUCCUCCACGGCUUUCAUAGGUUUAGCAUUAAAGGCCGUGUUUAUCCUGCCAUUCUACCUGUCUCUAACAAUAGCAGCCAUGUCGCCGGCAAGGUUCUGUUUGGCAUCAGUGAUCCUGAGCUACGGAUUUUAGAUAUAUUCGAGGAUGUCGAAUAUCAAAGGACAACUGUUGACGUUUCCUUGAUGGAUGGGGGAAGAAGCUCCUCUCAGAUAUUACAAGCACAUACUUAUGUUUGGGAAAACAAAACUGAUCCCGACUUGUUUGGAGAGUGGGAUUUUGAGGAAUGGAAAAAAGCACACAUGAAUGAUUUUCUGAAGAUGAGUAUUGGGUUUAUGGAAGAGUUGGAGCUGCCUGAAUCAAAGCCUAGAGUUGCCACUUACCAAGCCUUCUUUCACCAGAAUGAGGAUCUCAACAAUUCCCUCCACCCUUAGAUGCUCUCCCUCAUUCUCUCCAUUUGGAUACUCUAAUGCUUCUUUUCCAUUGCAUUAUUACUUUAAAUAAAUAAUACUCUGAUAUUUAUUUGUGCUGA
Messenger RNA from Ricinus communis (castor bean), 845 nucleotides. Its product is annotated as AIG2-like protein D. NCBI's taxonomy places the organism in Eukaryota, Viridiplantae, Streptophyta, Magnoliopsida, Malpighiales, Euphorbiaceae. The coding region runs from base 211 to 747 and encodes 178 amino acids. The record is from RefSeq and is a predicted model, not a curated record. The transcript has 5 exons.